UGACCGACAAAUUUUGCUUCUGCAAUAUGGAGGAUGGUGUACGUCAAUAAUUAUGAGGGGAUGAAGAGACAACCCUUUAUUUUGCACAGGCCCUCGUGGGGUGUAGACUAACCCAAUCUUUUUGAUAGGAACGUUGUUGAUCUUUCCAUUUGACCCAGUCUUAUCAUCUGAUCAUUCGUCAAAAUGGCUGAAACGGUGUACGGAACGGUUGAAGAAGGACAUGUCAUGUCUGAGAAAGUGUCGUCUCUUGCAGCGACUAUUUAUAAGGAGUUUGAACGUAUGAUGAAAAAGUACGACGAAGAUGUGGUAAAGGGACUUAUGCCACUUAUCGUUGGUAUUCUGGAGGCUUUGGAUAACGCCUAUUCCGAAAAACAAGAGGGUGAUGUUGAAUGUGAGCUAUUAAGAGACGAUAAUGAACAGCUACUGACCCAAUAUGAAAGAGAAAAACAGCUGCGUAAAGCCUCAGAACAGAAAUAUCUGGAGAUGGAAGAUGCUGUGGAGGGAGAAAAGAAAGAUCUCCAGGAUAAAGUGGAAAGCCUCGAGUCCAUUGUCCGCAUGUUGGAACUCAAGUCUAAGAACUCAGCAGAUCAUGUGUCAAGAUUGGAAGAAAAAGAAUCAGAAAUGAAGAAAGAGUACAACAAACUCCAUGAACGUUACACCGAGUUGUUCAAGACUCACAUGGACUACAUGGAGAGAACCAAGAUCCUGAUGGGAACUGAUAAAUUGUCUGAGCUGACUGGAAACAGCCCCAGAAUUAAGGGUGGGUUCCAGCUUCCAUCUCUGCGUCCCGUGAGUAUGUUCGUGCAGGGAUCCGGAGAGACUCCCAUAAAGUCAGACAGUUCUCCCAUGAGCUUUGACCUGAUGUCACCACAGAGUGGCCGUGACUCUAAUGUCAGCAUCAAGAGUGAACUGAGUGACCUAGAGUCCCCAGAACCUGGCCGGGGCAAGAUGACCCACGACAAGGAACAGCUGACUGACAACAUCAAUGUGACCGAAAGAAGCACCACAACAGGAACAAAAAAAUCAUCCGCCCCCGAGUCACAAACCCCCGAUUCCGCCGAGGAACCGCCAGUCCAACUGAGGAGAAAGACAGGUUCCCGUGAUAACUCAGUAUCUAGUGAUAGAGACUUAGAUAACACUGUGUCUAGUGAUCCUGACAGUAGUGUCUCUCAACAACUGCCUCAUACUCAGAACAAGGGUGUCGAACGCUUAAUAUCAGAAGACACGUUUGAGGAAGACCCUAUUUCUUUACCAUCGGGUUUGGGUGAAACUUUACGAUCAAUAGUUGCUUCUACACCAGAACUAGAUGAUGAUUCUUUUGGUAGUCCAAGUUCCAAAAGAGCUUCAAGAAGGAAUGAUAAAACUAUAUUUGAUGAGCUUGCUGGUGAGGGAGCUGACAUUGCUGAAGUUGACUUUGGUGCUGAUAUUACCGGCCGCGAGGUGAACCCAGCUGAGUAUGCCUCCUCCGAUAGUGACGACGAUGGAGAUAAGGACAAUGACAAAGACUCUGUCGUCAGUGACAAUUUCUUUGGAAUGGGCAAGGAGCUUGAAAAUUUAAUUCUAGAAAAUACAGAAUUAUUAGCUACCAAAAAUGCCUUGAACAUAGUGAAGGAUGAUCUCAUAGCCAAGGUGGAUGAGCUCUCAAGUGAGCAGGAGAUUCUCCGGGAGGAGAUUACCUCCCUGCAGACUGUGAAGGGUCGGCUACAACUACGCAUCACUCAGCUGGAGGAAGAACUGAAGAAGACGAAGGAAGAGAUGCAGAAGAAGCAGCAGGCUACAGGAGACGAAGAGGACGAUGUUCCAAUGGCCCAACGGAAGCGGUUCACACGUGUUGAGAUGGCGCGGGUGUUGAUGGAACGGAAUCAGUACAAGGAGAGGCUAAUGGAGCUCCAGGAGGCUGUCAGAUGGACGGAGAUGAUCCGAGCUUCACGAGAACAUCCAGAAUCAGGUCUUCAGCCAAAGAAAAAGUCCUCUAUAUGGAACUUUUUCAGCAGCAUUGUCUCCUCAUCCGAACCAUCCACGCCAUCAUCCCCCGAAAAAAAGAGAAACAAUGUCAAGACGAAAGAAGACUCACCGCGCUUCAGCAACCUCUUCAACUCCCCCAACAAACCGAAGCGUAGCGCCACUCUGCCAGUGGCCACGGUCAAAUACAACGCCCCCACCACCCAGGUCCAGCCGGUCGGAGACCCCAACAAGAAACAGAGGGAGAAGUACAACCUGGGACAGAAGUCCAAGGCCUAUGAGUUCUUGCAAGAUGAUGCAACUGCCGAGAAAACUCGGAAAGAACGAGAAAAGGAGCGAAGAGAGCAGUAUAAACAGGUCCGGGCUCAUGUCAAGAAGGAUGAUGGACGGAUGCAAGCGUAUGGAUGGAGUCUCCCAGCCAAAUUUACCCCUCAGCUCCCUCGGGAACAGUCUUCCAAGAGCCAUGUGCCUGUCCCCGUCCCUGUCUACUGUCGCCCUCUACUGGAGAAAGAACCUGGUCUGAAGUCACUCUCAUGGGAGUCUCAUAUCUGGUGUGCCGCUGGAGUGAACCUGACGGGUGGUAAGACGAGGGACGGCGGCUCCAUGGUGGGAGCCAGUGUCUUCUACGCCAACCCACCGGAGGAGAUCGACACACGGAGGGAAACAAAGGAUGAGGUGGAGAAACUCAACCAAGAACUCAAGGAGCAUGAGAAGAACUUGAAGUCUGCAGACAAGGAACAGUUUUCGUCUCUGGUGUGGAUCUGCACCAGUACGCACGCCACCAGCAGAGUGUCUGUCAUCGACUCCAACAACCCCGGGGACAUCCUCGACUCGUUCCGGGUGUCCUCCACCCACAUGCUGUGUAUCGCCAGCGUGCCAGGAGCAAUGGAAUCCGACUACCCUGUAGCAGAGGAGAUCCUCAGGGCAGAAGCACCGCCCCUCCCCAAGGAGACUGUUGUGUCGGAGGGCAGCACCACCACUGACCAGAAUGGAGACAACAGCGGGGUAGGGGGGAUAACUUUCGUCCAGUGUUCAACUGGCACCACAGGUCAAGAAGCAAGUUCUGAAACGUCCCCAGCAGGAUCACCUCCACGCAGGAGAUCUAGAGAACUGAGUCCUGAAACAGAUGCGGAGGUGGCAUCAGCUCUAGCGGAGGCUGUCACAGAUGAUGGUGACAGUGGAGAAGCGAGGGAGAAGGCCUACAAUGAGAUCAACAAGGAAGCCCAGGAUGAAGAUCCUCUGGGAGCCACGACACUUGAGAGCAUCAAACCCACAGUGUUCCGAGCGACAGGGUCCCCGGUGUCAUCAGGAACAGCCACGCCCAACUCGACGUCGUCAGGGGGAGAGAAGCGCCUGCAGGAUCAGGAGGAGCUGGAUAAGGAGGGCAUUGCCUCCAUCGCUGCUGACAAUGAGCUGCAGUAUGGCGAGCUGGAGAAGAUGAGCAGUCUCCUCCCCACCAUGUGGAUGGGGUCACAGAGUGGCAGUUUGUAUGUGCACUCAGCGGUGGCACAGUGGAGGAGGUGUCUGCAUUCUGUCAAACUUCGAGAUUCCAUUCUCAGCAUUGUCCAUGUGAAAGGUCGUGUUUUGGUGGCCCUGGCUGAUGGAACAGUGGCAAUAUUUCACAGAGCUGCAGAUGGCCAGUGGGACUUGAAGAACUACCAUCUGCUUGACCUUGGCCGGCCACAUCACUCUAUCAGGUGUAUGACGGUCAUCGCCAACAAGAACGUCUGGUGCGGAUACAAGAACAAAGUUCACAUCAUUAAUCCUCAAACUAUGGGAAUUGAGAAAAGUUUUGAUGCCCAUCCUCGCAAGGAAAGCCAAGUGCGGCAGUUAUGUUGGGUUGGGGAGGGUGUCUGGGUGUCGAUUCGUCUGGACAGCACCCUCCGGCUGUACCACGCCCACACCCACCAACACCUCCAGGACGUGGACAUAGAGCCGUAUGUCAGUAAGAUGCUGGGUACUGGCAAACUGGGCUUCUCCUUCGUACGUAUCACCGCCAUGCUGAUAUCAUGCAACCGUCUGUGGAUUGGCACAGGAAAUGGUGUCAUCAUUUCAGUCCCCCUCUCAGAAAGCAACAAACAACAGGUAACCACUUCUAGCCGGCGCCAACCCGGAGGGGUGAUACGAGUGUAUAGCGACACCAAGACGGACAGUGUAACGCCCGGUUCCUUCAUCCCCUACUGCUCCAUGGCCCAGGCUCAACUGUCCUUCCACGGACACAAAGAUGCUGUCAAGUUCUUCGUUGCAGUGCCUGCAACUGGUAAACGUAAACUGCCGUUGGAAGGUGAUUUUGCAUCGCCCGUGAAAGGUACGGCCAGGAAGGGCAUGAGUGCUGCAGCCCCGAGUACCGACGACUGUGAGACGCCCACCAAGUCCCGACUGGAGGCCAUUCCAGCGCCACCUACCAACACAAAGCUUGUCCUGUCUGGGGGAGAGGGAUACGUGGACUUCAGAAUUGGUGAUGGUGAUGAUGAUGAGCUUGUGAUAGAGACGGAGGAGGAGAAGAAGUCUCAACUGAACAAAGUAGACAGGAGUCAUCUCAUCGUCUGGCAGGUCACACAGGAGUAGCCCGCAAUCAGGGCUCAUCACAGCAGCCAGCCAAUCAGAGCUCAUUACAGCAGCCAGCCAAUCAGAGAGCUCAUCAGAGCAGCCAGACAAUUUGAGGACGUAGCUCAUCGCUACAGUCAAUUAGCUUGCUUUUUGCCCAUCUACUCAGCCAAUCAGGAUACAUUGUCCAACUGAGUUGACCAAUGAAAUACAUAUUCAACAAAUAUGGAAAUUGGAACAAAACAGGAGGGGAACUUUGACAAGGAUUUAUGAUGGAAAAUACAAACAAAGCGACUUUGAAAAUAAAGUUUGAAUGUAAUCAUCCAUUUUGAAGAAAUAUGUACAACAUCAAUGAAAUGGUUUUUUCAAAUCAUAAAUAUGUGGUCCCUUUUAUGAUCCGAUUGAAGUAUGUAACAUCUACGGUGAUAUGAGCAGUCUUGUAUGCAAACACUCAGAAUCCCAUCCUGAAGUAGCUAAAAGUUCUACAGGGCAUUGUUAAAAGCCUCCAUUCCUGCAGACCUCAAUGCUUCAGUUCCAUGGAUUCUCCAACUGAUAUUCAGUUGGGAGGCCUCCACUUCCAUAGGAUGUAGGACAAUCAAAUCAAAGAAUGACAGAUCUUGCAAUUCAUGAUGACAGCAUUCCUUGUUGAGAGAGUGCUUCAUACUGACAGUGCUUCAUGACAGCACUCCUUGAUGACAGUGCUUCUUGACUGCUUCAUGGCAGCAUUUCAUGAUGAGUUCUUCAUGACACUGCUUCAUGAUGAGUGCUUCAUGAUGACACUGCUCCAUUAUGAUUGCUUCAUGACAGUGCUUCAUGACUGCUUCAUGAUGAUUGCUUCAUGAUGGGUGUUACAUGACAGUGCUCCAUGAUGAUUGCUUCAUGACAGUGCUCCAUGAUAAUUGCUUCAUGAUGAUUGCUUCAUGAUGGGUGUUACAUGACAGUGCUCCAUGAUGAUUGCUUCAUGACAGUGCUUCAUGAUGAUUGCUUCAUGAUGGGUGUAACAUGACAGUGCUCCAUGAUGAUUGCUUCAUGAUGAUUGCUUCAUGAUGGGUGUUACAUGGCAGUGCUCCAUGAUGAUUGCUUCAUGACGAGUGCUUCAUGACAGUGCUCCAUGAUGAUUGCUUCAUGACAGUGCAUGAUGAGUGCUUCAUGAUAGUACUUCAUGAUGGAUGUUACAUGACAGUGCUCCAUGAUGACUGCUUCAUGAUAGUACUUCAUGAUGAGUGCUUCAUGAUGACACUGCUCCAUUAUGAUUGCUUCAUGACUGCUUCAUGAUGGUACUUCAUGAUGAGUGUUUCAUGACAGUGCUCCAUGAUGAGUGCUUCAUGAUGAUACUGCUCCAUUAUGAUUGCUUCAUGACUGCUUCAUGAUGGUACUUCAUGAUGAGUGUUUCACGACAGUGCUCCAUGAUGAGUGCUUCAUAAUGACAGCCCGCCAUCAAUUACUACUGCUUUCAACAGAAUCAAUUUAUUAGCUUCUGAAUGACAUUAAUAAGCAGGUACUCUAUAAUACUUAGUCCCCCGUGACCAGCAAACUAAACAAAUCCAAAUUUUGUAAUUAUAAAAAAAAAUUCCAAAUUCUGUGAUAGGCAUACUAGUGUCGAGACUCUUCCAUUGGGAUUUCUAACUACUACAUACCAGAAUGUUUGAAACCUGUAGGUUUGCUGGUUAUUGCCAAACUGUAUAAAUGUUGGUCGUGCUGCAGCUCUCUGCACCCACUGAUCUGAGGAUGUCAUCAUUAUGCAUGAUGGAUGUAUCAUACGCGAUGUAGUAUAUCAUCGCUGUUUCACAUGUACGCAAACUACUCAUGCGAUAUUCUGUAUUAUAAAUGUCAUAACAUGCUUGCUGUUCCAGCCUGACUUUAAUAUCACUUGGAAUAUACAUUUCAGCCAGAAUGCAAAGUAUAUUUUUGUAUACUAAUCCAAACUGUACCCAAGGAGGAAUACUAGCAACAUUAAGGACACUAAAGCUUGUCUUGAGUGUCUUUCCUGUCUGUCAACGCUUCAAGUCAGGUGUAUUAUGUAUAUUUCAUCAAUCUUGUAUAUAUGUUACGUUUCUGUUCAGCGAACUGUGCGGAUAUAUAGGAUAUAUAUCUUAUAAGCAAUGUCGACCUGCUUCCUCUGUAGCAAUGGGGAUUGACGAGAAUGUUCUUUGAACAUUGUAUUGCACCUCUGUUGUUGCUUCGUAGUAAUAAUUCAUGGAUAUGAUAAGAUAUUGAAAUUGAUGCUUUCUGCUACAAGACGGUGGUUAUUGCUUAAUUAUGGAUGAUUGUCCAUUUUAUACAGCAGGCAUGCAUAUAAGCAAAAUGUGAUGUUUCCCAGUGCUGUGUUCUCCCUUAUCCCUUUUCUGUCUUUGUCUUCUCAUUCCCCAAGCUUCCCACCCCAACCCCACCCCAACCCCACCCCAACCCCACCCCCCCACUUCUACCAUCUAGCCGUAGGACGAUUGAUGUUUUUCCCCUGCAGCCAACCUCCGCCUCUGCCAUCUACCCGUAGAACUUGACGUUUCUCUUAUAUCAUCCAACCCCAGCCUCUUCCAUCUAGCAGUAGAACUUGACGUUGGAUGUGCCCAUUGCGUUCAACUGAGUCUUUCCGUAAAGAGUGGCAAAAGAUUCUGUAAUGGUUGGUUCUUGCUCGUAAAGGCCACAUGGUUACAGCUGUAUGGUUACAGCUGCGUGGUUACAGCUGCGUGGUUACAGCUGCGUGGUUACCGCUGCGUGGUUACAGCUGCAGGGUUACAGCUGCAGGGCUACAGCUGCAGGGUUACAGCUGCAUGGUUACAGCUUGUGGUAUCCUCUCACACUUGUUAUGUACGCGUCCGUAUCUCUUUGGGAAAGAUGAGAAGAGGUUCCGCGGGGUAGCUUCUUGGUUUGGACAUUCACUUGUUUUGUUGACAACUUGGAACAUUUGCACUUUUAUGUGAAAAGUUCAUUUUAGUGUCCGUGCCAUGAUAUUGCUGGAAUAUUUCUGAAUGUGUCACAAAACUCGACUCACCGACAUCAAGAUGAGAAACCUUAAUUUGAGGUUUUAUAACGAAAACAUAAAGAAUAGCUCCUUUGACUUGCCAAUCUAAUUGAUUCAACUACACCAUCGAUAUCGAUGACAUACCAAGGGUACAUUCAACAUCAGGUGCUACACAAUCCCCUGGUUGAAGGCUGUCAUACCAACUGAAUCCAUUUUUGGAUUCUUAGGCAACCUUGACUCACGAGAAAGCUCUUUUUGGGAUUAGCACCAAACUCAAAAGCUAAAUUAGCCUGGGUAAAGAUAAAUUCCCUUGUAAUGUUAAGACAAAGGGGAAAUUGUGAAAAUUGUACCAGCCUGCAAGAAUUGUUACUAGCCCCAGGCUAGCAGGGUAGUGUUAAGUUCUAACCCUGGCUUUACAUUGUCAGUGCUAUUUUCCCGUUUGUAUUUACAGUAUUUAUUUUCCCCUUGUGGACUUUCCCAUGGUUCCUGCCACCUAGUCAUAGUGGAACCGUCUUGCACCUGUAUGAUAUGCCUUGUGAAUACUGCAGCACUGAUUCUGGUGAUGUCAUCAACUAACAGAUAAUUGUCAACGAUCAGACCACUGUUGAAGCCUGACCUGCACCUGAUGGUCGGUUCCCAGACCGAUGAUGAUCUGGACAAGAUUCUAUUUUAUUAUUCAUGAAUUUCGCCAUAAUUGUCCACACUGGACUUUUAAGUAAGUUAUUUUAUGCUGCAUGCAGAUGUAUGCUGUCUGUCAGUGUGGGCUUAUAGUGGAGUUACACUACUGUAGACUGCUAGAGUAUAUCUUGAUAUGGGACAUCUUCACCUGUCAGGGGUAUAGCCGUCAGUAUUCAUCACUACCUCCAAGCACGAAUCUAGUAUGAGUGAUGUCAUAUGAAGGAUAUCUUGUAUGUUUGCAUUCUCUCGUGUCAUGUUAUUGACAAGGGGAGGUAUUGCUUUUUGUAUGAAUACACGAUGAUGACAUUAAUUAAAUACAGUCAAACACCAUUGUGUCGAAGUUGAAGGGACCUUCGUAUAUACCUCAGGUUAUUCGAGUUUCGACAUAAACGAAAUGAUGAAUAUAGAAGCAAUACACAAGGACCAAGUUUUUACUUCGAGACGUUUGACACAAUAGUGUUUGACUAUAAUAUAAUUCAUUAUUAUUAUAUAUAAGUGUCUAAAUUCUAUCCUAAGGGGGUUGGUCGGGUAGCCUAGUGGUUUAAGCAUUUGCUCGUCACGCUGAAGACCCAGCCAGGUGCGACUCCCGACAUGGGUACAAUGUGUGAAGCCCAUUUCUGGUGUCCCCUGCCAUGAUAUUGCUGGAAUAUUGCUAAAAGUGUCGUAAAACCAUACUCACUCACUCACUCUACCCUAAGGAGACUCAGGGCACUUAAACAAAUGGUUCAUGUACAUUUUCUAAAGAAUCUCUUUGAUGAAUAGCUUAAUAUAAGAAUAAGGUAUCUUGCAGACUUAAAUUAUGUUGAUGAAUCAUAUUGAUUGCACUGAAGUCAACUCAAAUAAGAAUUUUUGUUAUUUCCCUGACCUGUGAAGAUGAAGGUGUUGCCAAUACUCAUCAUGUAUUAAGGAACAAGUGGCUGAGGCAGGUUCUCAAAAGUAUAGAGGGAUAUUUAUUAUAGUUUUAGUUGCACAUUUCCUCAAAAUACAAUGAUAUCAAAUAUGGUAUUAAGAUCAUAUAUAUCGACCAAAUCUGACAAUGAUGCAAAAUGGGUGAUUAUUCCAAUGUUCAAGUCCUUUCUAAUUGACCUUGCCAGCAUCGCGGAAUCUGCAGCCUUUAUCUGCUUGAGAGCGGCGUUCGCUUCAGUGAAGGCAUGUAAAUGAUGGCUUUAUUGUCACACUGUGAUGACUAAUGUACACAAAGAAAACUGUCCAUAUUUUCUUGUGAUACAGCAACUUUAUCUGCUUUCCCAGGAGGUGAAGUUGAUAAGCUGAUUUAGUGCAAUAUUGCUCUACCUCUUACGAACUUUUAUCCUCCACAUUGCUUACGGUUAUUUGAACGUUCAACCUAAUUGAGACCAGCUCUCAUUGUGUGAAAUGACCAUGCCUUAAUUUCAACCAUUAAGUUCAGUUGAAGGUUUGUUUUUAGUUCAAUUCCUAAAAAAUUAUGAUUCAGCAUUUUUCACUACUGACAACUGUGAGAGACCUUUCCUAACCUUCACUGUAUCUAUAUUGGGAAUUUUAUCUUCAGCAAGUAUCAUGCUUCUAUAUUUUACUAUUUUGUUUGAAAAGUUAAUUUUAAUUGUUUAACUCAGCCGUUUUAGUUGGAAUCCAACUUUGUAUGGAAUGCGUGAGUGUUCUUAGAUCCAUUCUCUGAUCAGGUCUUUUGUAAAUGAUAGAUUUCUGACAUUUGCAAGACAUUUCAACAAGUAGACGGUUUCUGAUUUCAAAGUAUUCAUACUGUGCUGAUGCAAUGCCAAGUCAUCUUCGGUGGAACUUUGCACAAUUGUCGGUUACCAUAGCAAUCAUAUAAAUGGAAUAACAGAAUAAUUGUAUAUUUAAUUGGCUCCACUGUACUAUCUGAGCUGAAUGGGGUCUGUAUGAAAUUAUCUAUCAGUCAGUGGUUAUUAAAGCAGCAUUCUCUGUUUAA
This is a messenger RNA of Haliotis rufescens (red abalone), 10076 nucleotides long. RefSeq names its product C-Jun-amino-terminal kinase-interacting protein 4-like. Gene Ontology annotation, biological process: vesicle-mediated transport. Bases 184 to 4530 code for a protein of 1448 amino acids. The transcript has 35 exons. Gene Ontology annotation, cellular component: cytoplasm. The record is from RefSeq and is a predicted model, not a curated record. NCBI's taxonomy places the organism in Eukaryota, Metazoa, Mollusca, Gastropoda, Lepetellida, Haliotidae. Gene Ontology annotation, molecular function: JUN kinase binding; signaling receptor complex adaptor activity; kinesin binding.